GUGGCAGAUUUUGGCCUCAGCAAGGUGUGCCAGGGGAAGGGGAAUGUCAACCAGCACCGCUUCUCCUCGGCCUGUGGCUCCAACUUCUACAUGGCCCCAGAGGUCUGGGAGGGCCACUACACUGCCAAGGCUGACAUCUUUGCCCUGGGGGUCAUCUUCUGGGCUAUGGUGGAGAGGAUCACCUUCCGAGAUGGGGACACUGAGAAGGAGCUGCUGGGAACCUACAUCUGCCAAGGCAAGGAGCUCAUUCCCCUGGGAGAGGCGUUGCUGGAGAACCCCAACCUGAAGCUGCAGAUCCCCCUGAGGAAGAAGAAGUCCCUGCCAGGGGACCUGUGUGAGCUGCUGCGGGCCAUGCUGGCCUUCCCCCCGGGGCAGAGGCUGGAUGCCCCCCAGCUGGAGGCCCGUGUGCCCCACCUCUCCUAUGGCAGGGAGUGCCCCAGGCCCUAG
Merops nubicus (carmine bee-eater) is the source of this 447-nucleotide messenger RNA. Its product is annotated as serine/threonine-protein kinase pdik1l-like. Gene Ontology annotation, molecular function: protein serine/threonine kinase activity; ATP binding. NCBI's taxonomy places the organism in Eukaryota, Metazoa, Chordata, Aves, Coraciiformes, Meropidae. Gene Ontology annotation, biological process: autophagosome organization; axon extension; peptidyl-serine phosphorylation. The transcript has 2 exons. The annotation marks the transcript as partial. The record is from RefSeq and is a predicted model, not a curated record. Gene Ontology annotation, cellular component: autophagosome; cytoplasm.